This is a messenger RNA of Xenopus tropicalis (tropical clawed frog), 876 nucleotides long. RefSeq names its product vomeronasal type-1 receptor A14. The transcript has a single exon. NCBI's taxonomy places the organism in Eukaryota, Metazoa, Chordata, Amphibia, Anura, Pipidae. Gene Ontology annotation, cellular component: membrane; plasma membrane. The record is from RefSeq and is a predicted model, not a curated record. Bases 1 to 876 code for a protein of 291 amino acids. Gene Ontology annotation, molecular function: G protein-coupled receptor activity; pheromone receptor activity. Gene Ontology annotation, biological process: signal transduction; G protein-coupled receptor signaling pathway.
AUGAGCAAUGCCAUCAAGAACAAGGCUUUCCAGCCUCUGGACAGGAUCAUUGUUAACAUGGCAUUGGUCAACCUUUUGCUUUGCUGUUACAAGGAGAUCCCUGGGCUCCUGGUGUUCCUUCACACUAAAGUGUUCGGGGAGAUAGGGUGCCGGAUUCUCCUUUAUCUGUACCACACGCUCAGGUUGGUCAGCCUUUGGUCAGUGGCAAAUCUAAGCUUUCUUCAUCUCAUCAAGAUACGGAGACCUGGCCAUCGCUGGUUGAAAUAUAUUCACAGGCAUCAAGGGCAGUAUGUAAACUGGUCCCUGGCUGCCUUUUGGGUUGGUAGCGUCAUGUUUCAUACACCGUACCUUCUGUCUGGUGAUUCAUUGAACGUGCACAAUGAGAGCAACAUCCUUUUCACGAGCACCAACUGUAUCGGUCCAUCGGAAAGCUCCCUACUUAAACUGAUCACCUACAUCACCGUGAGCGUGGACUUCCUGCUGAUAUUCCUGGUGAUCCUAUUAAAUGGCUUUACUAUAGACCUGCUUUGUAGACACCGGCGGCAAGUAAGGGACACAAUGACCCUCACCCAUGGCUGGAACAAGCGUACGGCACAAGCAACCAAAAUCCUCCUGUCUUUGCUCUCUCUUUACGUGAUUUGCUGGUUCUCAAGUGACCUGGUCUGGGCAGCCAUGGCUUCUGGAAUAAUACAGAACAGAUUUGAAAACAAGAUCCUUUCUUCACUUUACGGGAUACUGUCAUCCAUUUACUACUCUGUCAGUUCCUGGGUCAUGGUCUUCGGUUACCGGCGAGUGCGAGAUUACUUGGCCGAGGUUGCCUGCUGCAUGGGAAAGGUGCCAUCGCUUGCCCAACAGAGGCAACAACAAGCCACAUGA